Messenger RNA from Rodentolepis nana, 249 nucleotides. NCBI's taxonomy places the organism in Eukaryota, Metazoa, Platyhelminthes, Cestoda, Cyclophyllidea, Hymenolepididae. The record is from the annotation of a GenBank genome assembly.
AUGCUUAUUUUCUUUUCAUACUUCCACUUGCCCAACUUCACGUUUACCACUGGUCUUUUUCUUCUUAUUCUUCUUCUCCUAGAACUCCACGAUGCCUUUAUCCUUUUCGACGCUGAUCAUGACGGUCGAAUCACGGACACGGAAUUAAAAAAUGUCCUCAAUUUCCUCAGCAUUCCAGCUUCUCCCGAUGAGGUUAAAAGAAUGAUUGCCGAUGCUGACACUGAUGGUGAGUUUUAUAUUAGUUGCUAA